ACCUCCGGUUCUGAACAUUUUCCAUCGUCGGUGCUAUCAAUCACUCGUCGUAUUCUGGUAGCCGAUGGAUCAUUCAUGGCGUCCUCCGCCUCUGCCACCAAUACCAGGUAAUGCCAGCAACAUCUGCCCAAUCUGCUCAAUUUCCCACUUCCCUUUUUGCCCUCCGCCCCCGUUCAUUGAAAACCCUAGAUUUCAUUACUCACAAUCACCGAACGAUUACCAUAAUCAACCACCCCAUUUUGAUCACCAUCAUUCUUUCCCCAAUCAUCAGAGUUCAUUGAAUUAUAAUUAUGAUUGUAAUCCUAGUGAUGGGUAUGUAGCUAGACGACCUACGUGGUAUGGUAGCAACCCUAGCUUAAAUAUGAGCCCGUAUGAUGGCGUCGGAGAUCCUCCUAUGGGUAAUGGAAAUUAUAAUAAUUAUCAUAGGGGAGGCGUUGGGCCUGCUAGUUAUGGAUAUGAUGGUUAUGAUAAUGGCGGAACUAAGAGAAUGAAAAUUGAACCGACUGAUUAUAACAGGGGUCCUCGAGGAUCAUCUAUGGGGGGUGAAAUUGUGGAUACCUCAAGGGUUUCAUCUGACAGUGAGAGGAUAUUGAAGUUGAUUCACGAUCAUGGCAAUGCUGCCAACGCUGCACCUGGUGGUCUGCCUAAAACGGGGGCAGAUUUGUUUUCAGAAUCCAGUAAUGAAAAUGCCAAUAGGUAUACACAUGGAAGAUUUGUAGAAACUCGUGAAGUUAGGAAUGACAUGGGAUUAAAACGGAGACAGAUGAGUGAUUUUCCAAGUACAGGCAUGGGGUCUUUUGAGAGGAAGGAAUCGUCUUUGUAUGUGGGGCCUGGCUCUGAUUUACUUGGUAGUAGCAGGGAAGAUCGUGGAGUAGCAUAUGGGAAGAAUAAUGUGCAUUAUGAUCAAAGAGACGAACUUGGCCAAUCACAAUAUGACUGUACGGAGAGCUCUAUUCCCCAUUCUUUAAAUUACAGUAGGCAUGGUAGUCAACCAGCUAGGGUUUUUACUAGCACAGAACAGUCUGAACAAACACAGGAUCACCAUAGAGGAGCAGCUCCGUAUCAUUCUGUUUUGCAAAGAAGUGAACUGAAUAAAAAGUUGCCCAUGCCACAGGAAAUGCAUGAUCCAACUACUGAAAUUUUACCUAAUAUUUAUCACCAUUUGCAGCCAACAACCCCAAGUAAUGUUGCCAUAGUAAAUAAAGCCAGUUAUUCAUAUGCAGGUCAGAGUCAGUUGCCACCACCUGCUGAUACAACGCAGCACAAUUUGCAGCCAAAUCAUAGUUUCUUAUCUUCACGCCUACCCACAGAUGUAAAUCGGCAUGUUGAUGUUAAUGCUCUUUCACAGGAGGGAAUUCCAAGUUCAAUCCGACAUCAUAACUCUCAACCACCCUAUAGUUGGUCGGAAUCAAAAGGUCACUAUGCACACAAUUCUUUUAGGACGAACUUCGGUCCAGUGGAGGUUUCUCAUGCUUAUCGUGGCCAACCACCUCUUCCUGCUUCCCCUCCGCCACCAUUACCCAUAGAUCCACCACGGCACCAUGUCUUUGAGCCACUUGCUUCACCACCAGCUAAAAAGCCCUCUUUGUUUCCGAUUUCUGUUAGUUCUUCAGCAGACUCAUCAUCAUCACGAUCUGCGAUUCAUGAAAAUCAAUCACCUGCACAAGUUUACUAUUCUAACAAUGCCGGUCAUCAUGCUUCAACUCUAUCUUCUGCUGAGGAAUUUCGCACCCGCCAAUCUUCUUCUGAAAAGCAUGUCAGAGAUGUUCAACCUUUUCCAUUGCGGCAUUUAGCUUCAGAGAAGCCAAAUACUAUUGAUGCUUCUCACAUAUUCAAGCAGCCACACCGAGCAUCUCGUCCUGAUCAUUUGGUGAUAAUCCUACGAGGGCUUCCAGGCAGUGGAAAGAGUUACUUGGCAAAGGUGUUGCGUGAUAUUGAGGUUGACAAUGGUGGGGAAGCACCACGCAUUCAUUCCAUGGAUGAGUACUUCAUGACUGAAGUUGAAAAGGCUGAAGAUAGCGAGUUGUCAAAAUCUUCUGGUUCUCUUAGGGGCAAGAGACAAGUAAUGAAGAAGGUGAUGGAGUAUUGUUAUGAACCUGAAAUGGAGGAGGCUUAUCGAGCGAGCAUGCUGAAGGCAUUUAAAAAGACCCUUGAUGAGGGGAUUUACUCCUUUAUAAUUGUGGAUGACCGCAAUCUGCGGGUAGCUGAUUUUGCUCAGUUUUGGGCAACUGCUAAGAGAUCGGGUUAUGAAGUAUACUUAGUGGAGGCUGCAUACAAGGAUCCAGCAGGUUGUGCGGCUAGGAAUGUACACAAUUUUACCCUGGAUGAUAUACAGAAGAUGGCUGGACAAUGGGAAGAAGCUCCAUCUUUGUACUUGAAAAUGGAUAUCAAGUCUUUACUCCAUGGAGAUGGUUUUGAUGAAAGUGGGAUUCAAGAGGUGGACAUGGAUAUGGAAGAUGAGGAUGCUAUAGAGGCUUCACCGGGACCUGACGUUAAAAAUCCACAGGAAGAUGUCAAAGAUCAGGUGGAUGAACAUGAACUUACACCUCAUGAUGUAGGUCCUGUGAAGCAUCCUGUGACGAACCAUGUAACAGAAGAAGUGAACCAUUUGAGCAGAAGUAAAUGGUCAAAUGAUAUGGAUGGAAGAGAAUCUCUAGAAGCAGAAGGUGGAAAGAAAAAUGCCAGUGCUCUUUCAGGUUUAAUUCAAGCAUAUGGCAAGGAAGGUAAAUCUGUUCGUUGGGGUGACCAGGGUGGAAACGUUGGCUUUUCAAUCAGUGCAACGAGGAAAACAAACACAAGAUCGUUGAUUAUUGGGCCUGGUUCAGGGUACAAUUUGAAAUCAAAUCCGUUAUCGGAGGAAGAGUACCUAAAGCCAACCCAGAAAGCUGUUGAGCCGAAAAGCCAAAAUGUAUUCCAAGAACGGAUUCGUGCAGAACGUGAAUCAUUCAAAGCCGUUUUCGAUAAGAGACAACAGCGGAGGAUUGGUGGCUUCGACAUUGAUGACGAAUAAAUUCAUUUCUUUCUAAUAUGGUGUUUGGGUGUCAAACUAAAAUUUUGUAGCUCUCUUUUGAAGUACAACAUUUUUAAUUUCAUUUCUUCUUGAUCCGAA
This is a messenger RNA of Cynara cardunculus var. scolymus (artichoke), 3109 nucleotides long. RefSeq lists its product as uncharacterized. Bases 65 to 3010 code for a protein of 981 amino acids. Gene Ontology annotation, biological process: regulation of telomere maintenance. The transcript is spliced from 13 exons. Gene Ontology annotation, cellular component: nucleus. The record is from RefSeq and is a predicted model, not a curated record. Lineage: Eukaryota; Viridiplantae; Streptophyta; Magnoliopsida; Asterales; Asteraceae.